UAUGGUGGUAUGAAUGUCGUAUGAAUGUGCGACAACAAAUCAUUGGAGCGACAACGUAAUGAACGUAUGAAAUUUUCAUUGCAAAGUUCAUCUUUGGGUCCAAACUGAAUUUAUGUCAUGGUGAAAUUGUAAUUUUCUCUACAAGCUAUGGAUCACUAUGUUAUUGAUGCAAAUCGCAUAGUAAACGAUAUAAAAGGUUAUGUUGUACAGCUGAAAUCAAUUUACUUUGAAAAUAAAGAUCCAAUUGAUGAUAAUGAAUUAGUGCUGCAAAAGUUGUGUGUGAAAUUGGAAACUGCAUUACGGCAUGGCUUGAAAGACAAGUUCACUUUCCUUGGCGCAAGGAAAGAUUACUGGAAUUUUUUUGUGGAAUGUCUACCUAAAGAUGAAGGGACAAGAUAUGUGGCCUCCUUGUCUCAGUUGCAAACUUCCCAAGGCAAAGGCAGAGCAUUGAUCCGUUACUGUCUAGUGCAAAAGACACUGGCAGAUACAAUACAGAGAACAUUGAUGCACAAAAAGAGAAUAGAAUGGUACACAUCAGAUGCACUAUUACUCAACAGUUCACUCAGUUCUGAUUUGAUUGGGAAAUUAUAUGAUUUAAAUGAACUGGAGUUUCAUCUUUCAUGUAUGGGUUGUGACUUGGAUAUGUCAUGGCCUUCUUUUGGAAGAACAUUUACAGAUGGAUAUGAUAGAAAAAUGAGGAGGAACAGUGGUGGAAGCAUUGCUAGCACAGCAGAUUUUUUUAAUGAAAGAUCCGACCCCCUGAUUGCUUUAAAUGCUGAAAUCUCAGCCAUAAAGCUCAUGAUAGCAAAAGAGAUGGAAGGUGAAAAAGUUUCUGCUGACGAUGGAAUUUGGGAAUGCAGUAUGUCUUCAGUUGGUGAUGAUGAGAUCCCUAACAUUAAUGAUCUUACGUUAGAUUUAUCCCGUCUACAUCAAGCAUUAUUGAAAUGGAAAUCUUUAAUUGAUACGAAGCUCUACAAAGCUGAACACGAGAUUCAAAGAUUCAAACUAGAAAAUGAACGUUUAUCCGAAAGUUCUGAUGCGCAACUAAAGCAGUUACUGGAGAAACAUGAAAACUCGAGUGCUAUAGCUUCCAAAGAAACUUCGUUGCAGAUAAACGACAUGCAAAACAAACUAAGGAUUGCUGAUAUGUCGAUCAAGGAUUACCAAAGCAGUAUAGAAAACUUGAAGAAUGACCUUCAAAAGAUGUCAAUGCAACAUAAGGACUCUCAAGCGACGAUAUUGGAAUUAGAAAAACAGUUAAACAAAUCACAAGGAGUUGUGAGUGAUUUAGAGAAUGACGUUAUGAAAUCAAAAGGAAUUAUUGAAACACAGACUAUUGAAUGUAAACGUUUAACUGGCGAAUUAACCAGCUUUAAAUCGGAAAUCACGUCAUUACAUGAAAACGAGAUUAAUUAUCGUAAGCGGUUGGAAGAAACAGAGUCACAACUCACAGUAAAAACUUUGGAGAAGAAUAAAAUACAGGAAGCGUUUGAGAGUGUAAAUGGCUUGGUUUUUGCUUCUUUUGAAGAUUUUGAAAAUUUCUAUAAAUCUCAAUUACUCGAUAAAGAAAAAGGGUUGGAAUUAAAGGAAGGGGAAAAUAGAAAACUCUUACAACGCUUGAGUCAGUUGACCGAGGAAAAUGAAACUCUCAAAAAGCAGAUCACAAAAGAAGAGAAUUUAGACACUAUAGAAGAGCAAGUUAGCGGUUCUAAGGAUCUUUGGAAUGAAACGAACGACAAGUUGAAUUAUUGUUUGAAAACGAUCACGCAGGUUGAUUUGUACUUGUCAAAUUGGCUUUCACUGUGGAAAAGUGAUAAUGUAGAUGCUACGCUCGACAAUGAUGAUAUGGAGUGUAAACUAAACAAACUUGAUGUUUAUAUUAAAAGUGACAAGGAAACUUUAAAGAAUAUGUUAAAAGAAAAUAACAGACUUGAUCUUGAAUGUACAGCUGCUCAUGAGAACAAUUUAAGACUUCUUCAACUCAAUACAGAGUGCGAGGAUGAAAAAGAAAACAUUAGGAGAGAAAAGAGAGAUAUCGAAGAUAAACUUAAUGUUUUGGUGGAAGAAAAGAAGAAAUUAAAGAAGACAGUUGAUUCCUUACGCGAAGAAGCGUCUGCUUAUGAGAACCUGAACGCGAAAUUAGAAGAAGAAAGUUAUUUAAAAUUAGGGCUAGAAAACGAAAUAUCUGAGAUUACCGAACUCUUGAAAAAGAAACAAACUGAACAUGAAGAUGCUUUGGUUGAAAUUGACGCUUUGAAACUAAAUGACGAAAAAGCAAUACAUAAAUUACAGGAUUUGGAUGUUGAACGGAUCAGAUAUAAAGACGAACUUGAGUUAGCAAUAGCAAAUUUAGAUACAAGUAAAAAGAAAUGCGAUCAAUUAGAAGACGUUGUAAACGAAUCUCAUUGCGAAGUAGAAACUCUGAAGGAACAAUUGAAAGCGUAUGAAGAAAAGCUUAGCAGUUUGAAAUCAACUAUGGAACAAGAAGUAUCAUCACUAAAAUUCCAAUUGAGUUCUGAAGCUCUUAAAUAUGAUGAAGAGAUAAAGAUGUUGUCUGAAGAGAAAAGAGAAGCUUUCUCUUUACGUAAAAAGAUUGAGGAAUAUGAGGAUGUCGUAACUGAACUGGAAAAUACGUUGAAAGAUCGAAAUGAGACUUGGCAAGCAGAGAAGAAAAAAAUGUCUAGUGAUAUAAAACUGUUGAAAAAUGAGAUCAAAGUUUUAAAUAACCAUAUUGACGAAGGUAAAAAAGAUAUACUGGCAAUGGAAAAUACUCUUGCCUUAUCAAAAAAGAAAUAUGAAAAGGAACGAAACAAAAGUCUUGAAUUUAAAAAGACUAUCAAAGAAAUACAGAAUGAGAAAAGUGACAGAGAAAAGAUUUUAGAGGAAGAGAAAAGUGAACUGGAAGAAGAUAUUAAGCUAUUGAAAAGCAAGUUGGUUGCACUGUUAAGUGAUAAAUCCGAACUUUGGAAGAAGUCGGCACAAUUAGAGCAUGAUAUGAAAAGGAGAUUAUCUGAUUCUUGGGUUGAAGACAGAAAUGCAACUCGUUGUUUCCAGUGUGAGACUGAGUUUACUUUGUUUUUAAGGAAGCAUCACUGUAGAUUUUGUGGAAACGUUUUCUGUCACAAUUGUUCGGAUAAUUAUAUCAAGACAAUUCAUAGCAGAAAACCGUAUCGUGCAUGUGCCUCGUGUUACAGAAAAGAAAAAGCGUUGAAGGCAGAUCAAUCCUUGCGCCGUACAAGUAUCGAUCAAGAUGCAAGUAAUCAAAGCAUUAGCUCUCAUGAAAGUGAUAAUGAGGAGAUUUCUAUUGCAACACCUAAGAAAGGCACAGCACAUGAAAAAGCGUGGGAAAAUUUACAAAAGACUUCGACCCCAGAGUUGACUCCAAGCGACGAUAUCCAUGAAAGUUUUCAAAUAAUUGAUGAAGAAGAAAUAAGGGAAGCUUUUCUGCGUAUCACUUUACAAAAUAACGAAGAAAGCAUUAAACAUUCUUCAAUCAUAAUACCCGAUGAACCUGGAUGUGAAAAUUGGCAUGAGGUAACACUACCUGCUGGAAAACGAUACAUUGUAAAUGCUGAAACUUUAGCUGAUUCUGAACUUAUUGUUGAAUUUACGUCGUCAGAGCAGGCUAUUCUUUUUGGUGCUUCACUUGAGGAAACAGAGAGCCAGGGCGAACCUAAUAGUUUGAAAACGUUGAUUCCUUUGUGUCAAGUGAAUUCGCAUGAAAGAUGCGCAAAAAAGUAUUUAAAAACAUCAACGAGUGGCAUUCUAAUGCUACUCUUUGGUAACCAAGAAUAUCCAAAAUCAUGUCAACAAAACCUGAAAUUUCGGAUCUGUCAAAAAGAAGCAAGUACAAAAAAUGAUAGCAAUGUGAAUUGUGUUUUAUUCAUUCAGACUUAGUACAGUACAAAUUUGUUUGUACUUUUGUCAAAACAUAUGUACAUACGUACGCACAACAGCAUAGCCAGUCUGCAUAUCAGAUAAAUUUUUCUCAGUUCAAGAAAAAGACGAAUAAUAACCAACAAUCUUCGUCUGAAAACAUUCGACACUAAUCUGGCCUAAUCUAGUCAGCAUACCGUUAAUGCUCGUUUUAGUACCGCUCCCACUUAAGCACAGCUUUCGGUUAAGCGCCGCAUUUAGAAUCCAGAAAAGUUAUUUAGCGCCGCUCCCUGUUAAGCGCCGCGUCUCAGAUAUUGAUAUAGUAUAAUUUUGGUAAUAAAAGGAUAUAUUUGGUUUUUGUUGCGCAAUUAUAUGACAUUAUUUUUUGUAUUGUAUCAAGUAAAUAGAUUUUGUCUACUUGUUAUUUUUGGGGUAAUAAAUAUAUUUUAUGUGAGCCUUUAGUUGAAAAUUAUUUAAUUAGCGCCGCUCCUCUUAAGCGCCUCUCCCGGAUGAACGCCGCAUUCAGAAUCGGAAAAUUAAAUAAGCACCACCUCAGUGCUAAAUCGAGCAUUUACGGUAAUAUAGCAAAAAUAUUUGAAUAUUUAUGCUCAUAGAAGAAAAAAAACGUUUGCUAUGCGAAACGAAGCAUGAACGACCUCUGCAUUGUAUUUCGCACAACUUUUUUAGGCGCCUUUCACGCAGGCUAAGCAUUAUGCUACACUGCAAGAAAGUAGAAUCCUUCGUUCUAUACGACCACAUUCAAUUGAUCUCUACAUCAGGACUGGAUGUAGUACAAUAGUUGUAUUUUCAGUAAGCACCCUUUUAUGCACAUAUCCUGUAUGAAGGGCUUUUAACAACAUAUCUCUCACCAGUAAAAAAUCUUACAUCUUUUAAAAUAGAAGUGCAGCUGUACCAGAGAACGUUGACGCAUUUAGAGUCAGUAAAAGUUUUUCAUUAUUUUACGCGCUUCUUUUUUGAACUUUACACAAAAUUCAACUAUUUUUUAAAUCUGGUAGUUAGUCGUAUAUAUUUUAUGUUAAACAUUAAUCAUUUAAGCUGCGUUCAUGCAAGACUACUCGCAGCUGCAGGUACGCGUUGUGUACCUAUUUUUAUAUUUGAAACCAACUAUGUCUUAGCUAUAGUCGAAUGGAGAAACGUUAUCAAUGUUACCUGGUAGAUGGUAAAAAGUUAGAUAAACGCGAUUCUCUUUCUGAUCUACUCUAAUUUAGAAAUUGACUCUUUUUAUACCUGCAACUCGAUUUAAAAUAAUUGAGCAAGCGUCUUCUGCUCUUUAUACAAAUAAGAUACUUUGAAGAUUUUAAUACCCUAUUUAUUGCAUAUUUCAGAUUUUCAAUAAAUUAUUUUGUUUUCUAA
Xenia sp. Carnegie-2017 is the source of this 5250-nucleotide messenger RNA. RefSeq names its product FYVE and coiled-coil domain-containing protein 1-like. The transcript is spliced from 18 exons. Gene Ontology annotation, biological process: positive regulation of autophagosome maturation; plus-end-directed vesicle transport along microtubule. NCBI's taxonomy places the organism in Eukaryota, Metazoa, Cnidaria, Anthozoa, Malacalcyonacea, Xeniidae. The record is from RefSeq and is a predicted model, not a curated record. Bases 148 to 3897 code for a protein of 1249 amino acids. Gene Ontology annotation, molecular function: metal ion binding. Gene Ontology annotation, cellular component: autophagosome; lysosome; late endosome.